Molecule: messenger RNA, 897 nt
Organism: Budorcas taxicolor (takin)
Lineage: Eukaryota; Metazoa; Chordata; Mammalia; Artiodactyla; Bovidae
Gene: FAM221A
Product: family with sequence similarity 221 member A
Exons: 7
Coding region: 1-897 (298 amino acids)
Source: RefSeq, a predicted model, not a curated record
AUGGAGCGGCUGACGUUACCUCCUGGCGGCGCGGCGGCAGUGGACGAGUACUUGGAGUACCGAAGAAUUGUUGGUGAGGAUGAUGGAGGGAAACUUUUUACUCCUGAGGAAUAUGAAGAAUACAAAAGAAAAGUCUUACCUAUGCGUUUACAGAACAGAUUGUAUGUGAGUUGGCGAUCACCCAUGGGAAUGGAUUGUAAACUUGUGGGUCCAGAGACACUGUGUUUUUGUACACAUAGGUAUAAGCAACAUAAAACUGACUUUGAAACAAUUCCUCCGCAGCGCCCCAUCAGUCUGCCUUGCCAAGUGAGGGGCUGCCCUUGCAGGGCUUACCUCUAUGUGCCUCUGAACGGCACACAGCCCAUUCGCUGCAGAUGUAAGCACUUUGCCGAUCAACACAGUGCAGCCCCUGGCUUUGUAUGCAAUGCCUGUUCUAAGUGUUCGGGAUUUCACAGUUGCUUCACUUGUGCUUGUGGUCAGCCUGCAUAUGCCCAUGACACAGUAGUGGAAACUAAGCAAGAAAGACUGGCUCAGGGAAAACCAGUGGGGCAGGACGUUCCUUAUGCAGCAAUGGGAGGAUUAACUGGCUUCAGCUCGCUGGCAGAAGGCCACAUGCGAUUAGAUGACAGUGGAAUUGGUGCACCAUCAGCUGAAUUUUUAGACUCUCCAGUUACGGCCAUGGACCACCCAUUUCUAAAGGCAUUUCAAGCAUCAUCUAGCUCUUCUCCAGAAACGCUAACAGGUGUAGGUACAAGUAGUCAAGUUUCUUCCUUAAGGAAACCGGAAGAGGACGAUAUGGCUUUCUUUGAAAGACGACACCAGGAGAGGAUAAAAAUGGAAAAGGCUGCUAAGCAGAAAGGAAAAGCACCAUUGCCAGCAACUAUGAAACCUUCAUGA